CCCUCUUCUUUUUCCUCCUCCUCCUUCUCCUCCUCCUCCUUUUUCUCCAUCAUGGAGCUGAGGGAGGUGGGCAGUCUGCCUUUGGCCCCCGGGAUCCGGGCUAAAUUAACCGCCGCCGGCUUCCAAACGUCCGGGGACCUUUCAGAAGUCGGUCCUUGCCAGCUCAGCAAAGAAAUAGGGAUCUCCAAAGAGGAGGCGUUAGAAAUUUUGCAAGUGGUGAAACGGGAGCCACACGACGACGGAGCAAAGUCUUCCGGGGAACCCGCGUCUGUCCGGAAAUACACAGCGCUCCAACUUUUGGAAGAAGAACAAGUCCAAGGCUUCAUCAUAACGUUCUGUUCGGCGCUGGAUGGCAUCCUAGGCGGGGGCAUACAGCUGACAAAAAUCACGGAGGUCUGCGGAGCGCCGGGUAUCGGCAAAACGCAGCUGUGCAUGCAGUUGGCGGUGGAUGUACAGAUUCCCGAGUGCUUUGGAGGGCUUGCUGGAGAAGCUGUUUUCAUAGACACCGAAGGGAGCUUUAUGGUAGACCGAGUAGCUGAUAUGGCAGCGGCCUGUGUUCAGCAUUGCCGGCUUAUUGCAGAAAGGCAUCCAGAUGAAGACCAUCAACCAGCCUUGGAGACCUUCUCCCUUGAAAAUAUCCUUUCCCAUAUCUAUUACUUCCGUUGCCAUGACUAUGUGGAACUGCUUGCGCUGGUCUAUCUGCUGCCGGACUUCCUCUCUGAGCACCCAAAGGUACGGUUGGUGGUGAUUGAUGGAAUUGCCUUUCCUUUCCGACAUGACAUCGAGGAUCUCUCUCUGCGAACGCGGCUUUUGAACGGACUGGCUCAGCAGCUGAUCACUAUUGCAAAUGAUCACACAUUGGCUGUAGUGCUGACCAAUCAAAUGACAACAAGAAUUGGACAAAGCCAUGCUUCAUUGGUGCCUGCCUUAGGAGAAAGCUGGGGCCAUGCAGCGACCGUACGUUUAAUUCUCCAUUGGAUUAACAACCAGAGGGUGGCUAUGCUGUACAAGUCACCGAGUCAGAAGGAAUCGACUGUGCCGUUUUCUGUUACCUCUCACGGAUUCAGAGAUGUCCAGCAUCCACAUCCGAAUCCAGCCCUGGCGGAAAACGAAGCGAAGCCUCGCAAAAGGCCCCGGGUAGAACAAGUAGGAGGAGAGUGAUUUUAAAUAAUACAUUUCAACCAUGCUCCCAUUUUGAAAGCGUUGGCGCUACGGACGGAUGUCAAGGUACUCCAGAGACUUAUUUAACUAGGAGAAGAAGGACAUUUAAUAUUAAUCUGUGCCGUGGAAAUUUUUAUCUCCCUCGUUUCCGUGUUGUUGUUCUCUCCCUCUUAUUUUCUUUUCAAAUAAAUGACUGACAAUUCCUAUCGCUGCAA
Molecule: messenger RNA, 1376 nt
Organism: Sceloporus undulatus (fence lizard)
Lineage: Eukaryota; Metazoa; Chordata; Lepidosauria; Squamata; Phrynosomatidae
Gene: RAD51C
Product: RAD51 paralog C
Exons: 9
Coding region: 52-1161 (369 amino acids)
Biological process (GO): meiotic DNA recombinase assembly; DNA repair; reciprocal meiotic recombination
Cellular component (GO): Rad51B-Rad51C-Rad51D-XRCC2 complex; Rad51C-XRCC3 complex; replication fork
Molecular function (GO): crossover junction DNA endonuclease activity; ATP-dependent DNA damage sensor activity; four-way junction DNA binding
Source: RefSeq, a predicted model, not a curated record